AAGUAACUGCAGUAGUGAAGUGGUGAUACUUCCGGGAAGCUGAGUGAAAGGACCAGCCAUCAGGACGUGGAAUUGCAUCCUGGGUGGCAGCUAGACUUGAAGAAGGCGUGGAGAACUUCUUAAGUGCUAGGAACUAAGCUUUGUAACCGAUCUACUUCAAAGCUAGUGGAACAGUGGACUAGAGGAACGAGUUGUUCCUUGAACCACUAUAAAAUAUCCGGUGUCAUUUACUUUACUGCAAUUUUCAUUUCUGCACUUAGGAUAUUAACUGAUUAACUCUAAGACUUGGAAUCUGUGUUCAGCAGAUCUUGUUUUAAGAGUUAUCAGAAAGGCAUUUGCCUUAGUGUUUCUGAGGCUACCCGGACAGAUCAGAAUCCGCUGCCAAGGCCAGUUCUGAUAUCAGAACCAGCCUUUCUCUGUCAUCAGAAUCAGACCUUCUCUGAUAAGUCACUUCGGACUUAGAGAAAAUUUGAAAAACCGACCAGUCUAUUCACCCCCCCCCCCUCUAGACUGGUUACCAUAUUUAACGGGACCAACAGUAACUAAUCUACCACCUUCCAUAGACCAUUUGCGACCCACAACUAGUCAAGGAUCCUCAACGGUACACUCCCUAGCUCACUUUGUCUCUUAUAAACAUUUUCCCCCUUCCCAUAAGGCUUUGUUAUUGGCCAUCGCUUCGCACGAUGAGCCAAAUUUUUUCCAUCAGGCUGUAAGGAUCCUCGAUGGCGCGAUGCUAUGGAAAAUGAAGUCAAAGCCCUUGAGCAGAAUGGGACUUGGACACUUGAAAAUCUACCACCUGGAAAACGAGCCGUGGACUCAAAGUGGGUAUAUAAGAUCAAAUACAAACUUACCAGAGAGGUGGAACGAUACAAGGCACACUUGGUUGCAAAGGAGUACACUCAAGUUGAAGGGAUCGAUUUCCUUGAGAUGUUUGCUCCUGUUGCAAAGUUAGUCACGGUUCGGACCUUACUUGCCGUUGCAGCUAAGAAGGAUUGGACAACUCACCAGUUGGACGUAAAUAACGCAUUCCUGCAUGGAGACCUAAUAGAGGAAGUAUACAUGAAAAUACCACAUGGAUUUUCCAAGGCAGGUGACAAUAGAGUUUGUCGAGUCCGGAAAUCACUCUAUGGACGCAGCUAAGCUUUGCGCAACUGGUAUCACAAGUUUACGAAGGCCUUAUUGGACAUUAGUUUUUGUCAAUCAUGAGCUGACCAUUCUCUUUUUACUUAUAAGCGAGGUAGGGACUAUCUUGCUAUCCUUAUAUAUGUGGAUGAUGUCAUUCUUGUUGGCAAUUGUGACUCCCAAAUCAGUGCAAGCAAGAGAUACCUCAACGAGUGCUUUAACAUCAAAGAUUUGGGACGGCUAAAAUACUUCCUUGGUAUAGAAGUGGCCUGGACAUCUCAAGGACUUGGUGCCCAGCCAACGCAAAUAUACAUUGAAUCUACUGACAUAUACUCCCUCCUUAACAUUCAUAUCUUCCCACUUUCCUUUUAUGGACGUAACAUUUAUAUCUUCCCAUUUCAAAAUCUGCUCAUCAUACCCCCAAUAAUUUCAAAAAUAAUACACUAUUACACCUACUUUUUUUGGAUUUAUCCUUUAUUCCAUCAUAUUAUUUCACUAUCUUCCCAUCAUACCCUCAAUAAUUUAUAUCCCCUUUCACUAUUAUUAAUCUCACCCACUUUGAAAGUGGGAAGAUAUAUGUGAUACAGAGGGAGUAGUUGAUUGCAGGGAUGUCGGCCCAGCUUGUUCCCUAUGGAACAGAACGCUCACAAGGAUAAAGAGACAGUCACACCUUCUGUUAAUGCUUCCAAAUAUAGAAGGUUGAUCGGUCGCCUACUAUAUUUACAAGUUACCAGACCUGAUGAUACGCUUGUUGUCAAUAUGUUGAGCCAAUUCAUUGCAGACCCUCAGCAAAUUCAUAUGGAUGCGGCAGUUCGGGUCCUACGUUAUUUAAAAGCGACACACUUGGGCAAGGUAUACUUUUACCAAAACAUGGUGAUUUGAGAUUAAGCACUUUCUGCGAUCCCGAUUGAGGAGGCUGCUUGCUCACACGAUGUUCACGCACUGUGUAUCUGGUAAUGCUUGGCGGGGCACCCAUUUCUUGGAGGACCAAGAAACAAUCUGUUGUAUCCCGAUCCUCCGCUGAAGCGGAGUACAGAGCAAUGGCAGCAGCAGUAAGCGAGAUUCUAUGGUUGCGGUGGCUCCUCCGUGAUCUACAGGCCGUGCAACAUGAUGCAACUCCGCUUUAUUGCGACAAUCAAGCUGCACGUCAUAUUGCUAACAAUCCAGUUUUCCACGAACGAACAAAACAUGUUGAAAUGGUUUGCUAUUUUGUUCGUGAGAGAAUCAUGCGAGAUAAAACCUCUUUACAUUGACACGAAGAAUCAAAUAGCUGAUAUUCUAACAAAACCCCUGGGAGGCGAUCAGUUUUGACAUUUGCGAGGCAAGUUGGGCGUUUUUUAUCUUCACGCUCCAACUUGAGGGGGUAAGGGAAAGUAUAUCACAUAAUAUUUGUAAAUCUGCAAGAAUAUUUUAUUUAUGUAAAUCUAGUUCUUUACUUGUAUAGGUGAUUUUGUUUCCUUUAUUACUUAAGCAUAACCAUUGUAUAAAUAUUGACAUAUUACGUAGAUGAAUAAUAAGAUAGAACACCUCAGUUUUCUACAUCCUCAGGAUCAUAAAAUUAUAUUGUGCGACCAUCGUACCAUUACAUGGUAUAAUGUUUUCUUUCUACAUUUUUCUUUUGUUCUUCAAUUAUCCUAUUAUUUCUCAUAAAAUUAUCUCUUAAAUGAAUAGGACCACAAUUUCGGGUUAUUUCGAAAUAGUACAAUAACAAAGGACAUUUGCCUAAUAUUUUUUACUAUUGAAAUUUACGAAAGAACAUUGAAGAUGGAAAAGGUCAAAAUAAAGUGUCGAGCUGAGAAUCAAAAGUUAAUUGUCAAUUGCACAUACGGAGUAUCUAAAUUGUUCUGAAAAUGAAGUACUCAACAUUUUUGUACGUUCUUGCAUAUAAUUUGAUAUAUAUACGUGCUGUUUAUGUUAGUAAAAUACGCAAGUUACCUAAUUAUUAGCAAUCCUUGUUUGAAAUUUCCCUAAAAAUAGUGUAAAUAUCGAAAUUGAAAAAUUAGUGUUUCAAUGGGCCACAACACUUAAGUGGCCCAUAAAGUAUCCUCACAUGGGCCACUGGUGGCUGAAAAUGAAGGAGCUAAACUUGAAAUUAAAAUUACACUUUAAUAUUUGUUCUUUCGCUCCGAAAGAGCAGAAGUAGAUCCAAAUUAAACAACCCUAAAAAGAGAGGUUCCUAGCUUUUAUAAGUCCGACUUUAGAUAUGAAAAAUUUAAAUUGUUUUUAUUGGACUUCAAUUGCAAAGUCAAAACAUCAAAUUUUUUAAAAUGAGUCCACCUGUAAAAAUGUCUUUAUAUGUUUUUUAGUGCAAAAUACUUGCUAUUUGGUCCAAAUACAAUUAAAAGGGGGAAUUUUAUCCAUACAAGACCUAUUCAUCCAGCGGACGGUUGGGAGUAGUUUGGUGGCUGGACGGUUGGUUAUAUUCUCAUUAUAAUAAAUGUAAUACUAAAAUAAUAA
Cuscuta epithymum is the source of this 3579-nucleotide messenger RNA. The record is from the annotation of a GenBank genome assembly. Lineage: Eukaryota; Viridiplantae; Streptophyta; Magnoliopsida; Solanales; Convolvulaceae.